CGUCCCGGUUACUUGUGUAUACCACACGCUUGCACAAUUGCAUAUCGCGAACUAACUUCUCCGAAGGAACAAUGAGCUUCGAACGGCUCGCCACUCUUAAUGCUUGCCGAACGGAAAUGUGAAGUGCGAAGUGCGAAGUAGCCCUUUGUGUUGGACUGUCGCGGUGUUCGUUAGCAAACAUUUAUAUUUGCUAUUAUUGCAUCGGCGCUUGGUGGACCAGGAUUAAGCGAACAUUAGGAAGCUUUUAAUUUGAUCGUAGACAUGGGUUUGGAGACAAGACAGCAAACGCUGUAAUCUGGGAAAAUCUCCGCGGGAUUUGUGUUUUCCUCUGAAAAUAACGCCUUUGAAUUAAAAAAUGGCGGUUGUAGUCGGUCGAAUAUAUCUGCGGACGGGCGCAGUGCUCGUGCUGGCGGGCAGCGCGUCUGGAAGGGUCGCGGGCAAGAUGGGCGGCUACUCGAAUAAAAUGGGAGGAAAGUCUACCAGUGGUAUAAACGAAGAAAUAAUCUGGAUUAGCAUAAGCAUGGCCAUCGCGAUUGCUGUUCUCAUUGCUAUCGCCCUGUGCUACAUCCUCAAAGAGAAAUGCACGAAACGCCAAGCCUACAAAGAACAAUCAUGACGAUACAAAGAGGAGUUUGCUAGGCAUGCUCUAACAGACUCCUAUGACGAUUUUGAAUUCCCAGCAUAUACACUCUACCCUCAAUAUUCCCCAGACGGCACAGAAUAUUAUUACAACUUCCACCGUUUCUCCUACUUAAAAAAUUCAUUCAAAUUACCGCCCAAAGAUUAUCCUUCCAACGGCCGCGAAGAUAUUUACAUCAAUGCGUGAUAAGGAUAGUUAUAAUAAUUUAAACAAUUCAUCUAUUUACCAAUAUGUGUAAUGUGUAUCCUACCUAGAUGUGUGUUUAGAUUGUAAACAACAAGGUAGACAAAUGAAUUUUAAUGAAAAGAAUUUAUGUACGGUAUCUUAAACGUUCAUUCAUAAUAAAUAAUAUUUAUAAUAUAAUAAAAGGCAAAUUUAAACAACUGUGAUAAAAGAUACGGAAAGCGGGGUCAACUCUUUCGAUUCUUGAAAAUUAUUCUAUGCCUGUCUCUUAUUUCGAUACUAACUCUAGAUAAAAUUAUAUUAAAUUAUAUUGUAUAUAGUAUAACCAAUUUAGAUUAAAUAGAGUAAGAAAAAUACUAUAAUGAUAGGCAAUUUUAUCGCACAACUGCCUUCGUUGCCAAAAUGCGAACAAAUUGUUUUGGGCAUUGCGCCUGACAGAGACAUACUAUUUAUAAAUUACUAUUUUUCUUUUAGAAUAAGUGCAUUUGUAAAUAAAUAGCAGAAUAAUUGAACUAUUAUAUUGUCUGGCUAAAAUUAUUUAACGAAAUAAUGUUGGUUAAACUAAGACUCUUAUUUGAUUUAUUAUGCAUGAAAUU
Molecule: messenger RNA, 1419 nt
Organism: Colias croceus (clouded yellow)
Lineage: Eukaryota; Metazoa; Arthropoda; Insecta; Lepidoptera; Pieridae
Exons: 4
Coding region: 356-616 (86 amino acids)
Source: RefSeq, a predicted model, not a curated record